AUGGAGUUCAAGCCCAAGGCGACCGUGUGCGCGGUGAUGCUGGUGCUGCUCCUGCUUUCCUCCUACAGCGGCGGCGGUGGCAUCGGCGUGGCGGAGGCGCGCAUUUGCACGGGGAAGAGCCAGCACCACUCGUUCCCGUGCGUCUCGGACAAGAGCUGCACCAAGACGUGCCUCAGCGAGCACGGCGCAAAAUGGACGGCCGGCUACUGCAAAAUCAGGCGCUGCACCUGCCAGAGGGAGUGCUAG
Messenger RNA from Triticum turgidum subsp. durum (durum wheat), 246 nucleotides. NCBI's taxonomy places the organism in Eukaryota, Viridiplantae, Streptophyta, Magnoliopsida, Poales, Poaceae. The record is from the annotation of a GenBank genome assembly.